UUCUUCCAAAGCAAAGAUGGCGAUUCAUUUCUCACGAUGGAUUAUUGUAGCCGCCGUUGCAAGCAUAAUCAUUUCUGCGUUUGUCGUAUGUUCUGAGGCCAGACCGUCUGAAGGGGCUCUUAUUUCUCGAAUUGCAUUUGGAUCCUGUGCCAACCAGAGUGCUGCUCAGCCAAUUUGGGAUGCAAUAAUUGAUUUUGAUCCACAUGUUUUUAUCUGGCUGGGUGAUAAUAUUUAUGGGGAUAUUAGACGCCCUUUUAAAUUCAUUGGGAAAGAAAGGACAAUUGGGCCAUGGAAGAAUGUUCCAAGGUUCAUUCCUUCAUCGGAUCAUGAAAUGCAGACAAGAUAUGAUAAGGCGAACAAGGUUGAUGGUUAUUCUCGUCUACGAAAGAAUACAAAGGUAAUUGGCACAUGGGAUGACCAUGAUUUUGGAUUGAAUGACGCAGGAAAGGAGUUUGACAGAAAGGUUGCUAACCAAAAACUCAUGCUUGAUUUCCUGGAUGAACCUCAAGAUAGUCCACGGCGCAAACAGGAAGGUGUUUAUACAUCAUAUACAUUUGGCCCAUCAAGUAGGCAAAUCAAGGUUAUAUUAUUGGACACCAGAUAUCACAGGGACGCUUUGGGUAGUGAUGGGUGUAUUUUGGGAGAUGUGCAGUGGACAUGGUUGGAGAAACAGUUGAAGGACCCUGCUUCAGCCAUCACUAUAAUCGGAUCUUCGAUCCAGGUUAUAUCCAAUCUCUCAGCUGUCACCCGUCCUCUAUUUUCUACAGAAUCAUGGGGGCGUUUUCCUAAGGAGAGACAACGUCUAUUUAAAUUGAUUGCUGACAGUAAGAGGGCUGGUGUUUUCUUCAUCAGUGGAGAUGUUCAUUUUGGAGAAAUAAAUCAAUUUGACUGUGUGAUUGGGUAUCCCCUCUAUGACAUAACCUCAAGCGGCCUUACUCAAGCCGUAGAAAAUACAGUUCCUUCAGCUUUGCAUUUCCUUGUGAGGUUCUUUGCGUGGUUUACACCAACCACAAUGAGAAUCAUUAAUGAAGAAUGCAGAUAUAAGUCUUGCACAUAUGCUCGGCCAAAUUUUGGAAUCAUAGAGAUAAACUGGGAAGAUAAUCCAGUGAACUUGAAAUUUGAAGUGAGAGAUACUGAUGGAUUGCCUGUUACAAGUGUGCAUACGACAUUAACUGAACUCGGAGGUCAAAGAUUUGAUGCUGAGGCCAUCUUAAAUAAAAGGAAACACCAGAAACAUUGCAGUCUUGAAGUUUCCUUAUCCUGGAUUGUUAGAUAUCGAUUAGCAAUCUUUUUCUUCUGUUCUCUAGCUGGUGUGUCCAUUGUUCUUCUAGGCCUUGUUGCUGUGGUUGUCUCUGCAUGUUUGUGUUGCAUACGUAAGCGCAAGGUCGAUUGAGAUGCAAGACUAUGCCAAUUUCACACAACAAGACUAUGCCAAUUUCACACAACAAGACUAUGCCAAUUUCACACACAACAGAAAGCACACAAGUUAAUCUCAUGGGUUGCAACAUUGUUAAGAGGGGACAAGAAAGCAGUAUAUUUGCCUCACUUUGGGAGCACCUAUAAAUUUACUUGCAUCUGCAAUUAAUGGGUUUGAGUUUUGCUGACAUCCGUUUAUAAUUGUUGACCUCACCGACCAAGGUGGUUCAUUUUAACUAUUUGUUUUAAUUGGAUAUAUGAUGAAGCUUUUGAUAAUGUAUUAGUUCAUAUUCU
Impatiens glandulifera is the source of this 1710-nucleotide messenger RNA. RefSeq lists its product as uncharacterized. Bases 17 to 1393 code for a protein of 458 amino acids. The record is from RefSeq and is a predicted model, not a curated record. The transcript is spliced from 9 exons. Lineage: Eukaryota; Viridiplantae; Streptophyta; Magnoliopsida; Ericales; Balsaminaceae.